CAUGGGGUGUCCUCUGGGCUCCGAUGGGCUCCGGCGCGCCCUCCCGAGGCUCGGGGGAAAUGGCGGCCGCGGUUCCUCAGCACCGCCCAGGGGCGGAGCUCGCUCCUUUGCGCGCCAAGCGGGGACAGCGGCUCCCGCCAGGCAGCCAUGGCCGCCCCUGUCGUCCCUGGGUACUCGCCCGGCUUCAAGAAGCCGCCAGCGAUGCUGCGGCUGAAGCGAAAAAGGCUGCGGAGGAGCGAACCCGCUGCCGCCGCUCCCCCGCCCUGCUGCGCGGCCCCGCGGGCCGCCUCCGCUCCCGCCCGCCGCAACCCCUUCUCCAGCCUGGACAACGCGCCGCGGGCCGCCGGCACCCCCCAGCCGCGGGAGCGGCCACCGCCCCACGGGUCCCCCUCGGCAGCGCCCUUCUGGCAGCUUUUAGAGCCUGUUUGUGAAGACAAGCCCGCCAGGAGAGCAGAGCCCUCUGGAAGAACCGACCUCCUCGCCUUAACCGAUGACCUCCAUUUACCUGUUGCUGUACCCGAAGUUCCCUCUUCACCAAGACAUGAAUUUCCUGCAGACUGGAGUAUUAAAACACGGCUUCUAUUUAUGUCUUCCCAACCGUUUACCUGGGCAGAGCAUUUAAAAGCACAAGAGGAAGCUCAAGGGUUUGCUCAGCAUUGUAGAGCUACAGAAACAAAUUUGCCACAGAGCAUCCAGGAACCAAAACUGUCCACAGAACUGCGUUGUGCCUUUCAGCAAAGCCUCGUUUACUGGCUUCACCCUUCAGUGCCGUGGCUGCAGCUCUUCCCUCGGAUUGGCGCAGACAGAAGAAUAGCUGGGAAGGCCAGUCCUUGGUCACAGGACGAAGCCUUGCAACAAGUGCUAAUGAGUGACUGGUCUGUCAGCUUUACUUCCCUCUACAAUCUGCUCAAAGCCAAACUGUGUCCUUACUUCUAUGUAUGUACCUACCAGUUUACUGUCCUGUUCCGUGCAGCUGGUUUUGCGGGAAGUGAUGUUAUCACAGCGGUAAUUUCUCCCACUACUCGAGGUUUAAGGGAAGCCAUGAGAAAUGAAGGCAUAGAGUUUUCUUUACCUUUGGUAGAAGAAGGUAGAACCAGAAAACAGAAAAACUCUGAAGUGAAUUCGGAAACUGAGGUUGCUAACAGCCUUGAAGUAGAAAGCAGCGGGGAAGAUGGAGAGGAACUGGAUCCAAGUGAUGAUGAGCAUGAAAGUUUCUCUUGGCUUGAGGAGAUGGGAGUCCAAGACAAGGUUAAGAAACCAGAUACUAUUUCUAUUAAACUUCGUAAGGAGAAGCAAGAGGUGCAGGUGGAUCACAGACCUGAAUCCCUUGCAUUAGUGAAAGGAACAAACACGUUCACUUUGCUGAACUUCUUGAUAAACUGUAAGAGCCUGGUGGCUGCUGCAGGUCCACAAGCAGGGCUUCCACCAACUUUGCUGUCCCCUGUUGCUUUCCGAGGUGGAACAAUGCAAACGCUCAAAGCUCGAAGUAUAAAUGCCAAAGCCCGAGUUCACUUGGCGUAUGAGGAGAUAUUCAGUCUGGAGAUCGUAGGCCCUGUCAUGCCUCAUGCUCUGCAUUCACUGACCAUGCUGCUCAAAUCUGCGCAGAGGGGAGCGUUCUCCGCUGUAUUAUACACCCACGAGCCAACUGCUGUGUUUAACACUCACCUUGAUGACACAAGCCCUGCCUUAAAUAAGGAAACUGUAUGCAAAGAUCUUCCUGCGUGUGGAUUGCACCCAAAGACUUUGGAUCAACUGACUCAGUGUCCAACACUGGGAAAAUCUUCCAUCCGAUUUCUGGAACUGAAAGAUUAUGGCUACAGCUGGAAGUCCUAGGUAUGCUGGUUCCAUCGGGUGGAAAAGAAUGCUCUCUGGUGUGCUGCCACUGUAUGUCAUUCUGGUCUGCACAGGCAACCCCUACACGGUACCAGGAGGGAUACAAUCUAGAUGAACAUCACAGACGAUAACUAUUGCACAUCACCCAUCAUAAAACACUUCAGAGAACUUCUGAAUGCAAUUAAGGAAAAGGCCUUCAACAUCUCCUUUUCUGUUUUGGAAAGCUUUUUUUUU
Messenger RNA from Columba livia (rock pigeon), 2067 nucleotides. RefSeq names its product DNA replication fork stabilization factor DONSON (gene DONSON). NCBI's taxonomy places the organism in Eukaryota, Metazoa, Chordata, Aves, Columbiformes, Columbidae. Gene Ontology annotation, biological process: nuclear DNA replication. The transcript is spliced from 10 exons. Gene Ontology annotation, cellular component: nucleus. The record is from RefSeq and is a predicted model, not a curated record. Bases 148 to 1833 code for a protein of 561 amino acids.